CUUGCUAAGCAGUAAGGGUACUAGAGGAGGGGAAGCUAAAGAGGUUUUACAUGUCGCCAGGAAAACUGUCUAGUGUCUAACUAGAAACUCAACGUUGAGAAGAAAGAAGUUCAAGUUGGGAUACGUUUGUCCGCCACAACAUUUACCGCUCUUGAUUUUAACCUUUUCAAGGACGAACCCGAAGCUCGUCUGUAUGCCCAACCUUCAAUUUCAAUUGAUUAGGACUUCGGUGAUCAGUUUUUCUCGCCUCGAUAAGCUGGCGAAAAGGAAUUAGGGAAGUGUGAUGCCUCGCAAUAGCAACAACAGUACCAAGAGGAAAAUGGAUCUGGGCGAGGAUGUAAGCUCAUUGUUUGGAAAACGGUCAAAAACUAGCAGCAACAGCACUGUAAAUCGCUCUAGAACUAAGGGAGCAGAAGAGGCACCCACUAUAUUCAACCAAAAAAAAUGUAUUGCCUGGUUUCGCCAGUACAGCACUCCAAGCUCACCAGACACUAUUGGGCCUGAAGGUGUAGAAAUGUUUUGCCGGGACCUGAAUGUUGAGCCAGAGAACAUUGCAUUGCUAGUCUUGUCAUGGAAAAUGGGAGCUAAACAAAUGGGAUAUUUCACAUUGCAAGAAUGGCUUCUUGGACUCACAGAUUUACAGUGUGAUUCAUUAGCAAAGUUGCAAGCAAAACUCAACUACCUUCAUUCUCUACUGCUUGACAGUUCCCACUUUAAAUCAAUCUACCGAUAUGCCUUUGAUUUUUCCAGGGACAAGGAUCAAAGAAGUUUAGACAUUGAGACUGCCAAAGCAAUGUUGGGAUUGUUGCUUGGAAGGCAGUGGUCACUUUUGAAUUCCUUCUUCCAGUUUUUAGAUCAAUCUCGAUACCGUGUUCUGAACAAAGACCAGUGGUGCAACGUUCUUGAGUUUUCCCGCGCGGUGGAUGUAGAUCUGAAGAACUACGAUGUUGAUGGAGCUUGGCCUGUGAUGCUAGACGAAUUUGUAGAAUGGCUCAAGGUGAACAGGGGAGAAUCGAACAUUCAAUAAAAUACUUCUUAGAAAAUUUCAAUGCUCUGAUCGUCCAUAUCCUUCCUAUUCUUGGGAGGGGCUUUAAAGCCUGCUGUCUUUCGAGCUGCCAGCCCAGAUUCAUCACUCUCCAGUGAGUGGAGCACAACCAUUUGCCGAAAAUUCAAUAAAAAAAAAAUCACGUUUUUUCUAUUUGUUACUUUGAUUUGAAACACAAUACAAAAUAAGGCUCUA
Messenger RNA from Daphnia pulex (common water flea), 1240 nucleotides. It is a transcript of the gene SCCRO4, whose product is annotated as DCN1-like protein 5. Gene Ontology annotation, molecular function: ubiquitin-like protein binding; cullin family protein binding; ubiquitin conjugating enzyme binding. Gene Ontology annotation, cellular component: ubiquitin ligase complex. NCBI's taxonomy places the organism in Eukaryota, Metazoa, Arthropoda, Branchiopoda, Diplostraca, Daphniidae. Gene Ontology annotation, biological process: positive regulation of ubiquitin-protein transferase activity; protein neddylation. The transcript has 6 exons. The coding region runs from base 284 to 1027 and encodes 247 amino acids. The record is from RefSeq and is a predicted model, not a curated record.